Blastomyces dermatitidis ER-3 is the source of this 1635-nucleotide messenger RNA. Its product is annotated as benzoate 4-monooxygenase cytochrome P450. Gene Ontology annotation, molecular function: heme binding; oxidoreductase activity, acting on paired donors, with incorporation or reduction of molecular oxygen; iron ion binding. Lineage: Eukaryota; Fungi; Ascomycota; Eurotiomycetes; Onygenales; Ajellomycetaceae. The transcript has 4 exons. The coding region runs from base 1 to 1635 and encodes 544 amino acids. The record is from RefSeq and is a predicted model, not a curated record.
AUGGAGAUGCUACUUUCCUUCGCUCCUCAAGGAGGGGUAAACUGGCUGUUGGGGACGUUCGGCCUGGUGCUGGGGGUCAUUUUCUGCUAUUCUUCCAUCACCGCUAUCUAUCGGCUUACACUCCAUCCCCUCGCCAAGUACCCGGGUCCCUUCUUCUGUAAAUUAUCGGACUGGCCUACUCUGUUCAGCGCAUCCAGUGGGAACCGUCACUUACAGGAAUGGAAAGCCCAUCAAAAAUAUGGUCCAAUUGUCCGGAUCGGACCUAACACUAUCUCGAUAAAUUCAGUCACUGGUUUCAAAGCCAUACAUGGGUCACGGCUUUCCAAUGUUCGUAAAUCAGACUGGUAUCUCACGGUCGAGGGGGCAAUUGGCACGCCGAUGACUCAAACCAUCCUUGACCGCCAAAAGCAUGCAUUUCAUCGCCGUGUCUUGGACAUUGCUCUCUCAGAGACUGCACUGAAAUCAGUCGAACAUAUGAUUGUAGAAAAUAUCCAGGCAUGGUGUACACAUCUCGCCGAAGGUAUUUCGGAACCAGGCGACUGGUCCUCCCCCAAGAAUAUGGCCGAGUGGGCCACAUAUUUGAGCUACGAUAUCAUGGGUGACCUCACGUUUGGGAAGAAAUUUCACUGCAUGGACAGUGGUGAGCAUCGAUUUGUUCCCCCACUUAUACUGAAUGCAACGAAGAUGGUUUAUCUCAUUGGCCUAUCACCUUUGGCACCCUUUGUGAGACUCUUUCUUGGCUCUCCCAUAAUGAAUGUAAUUGGCGGUCAAAUGGCUCGCGACAACUUGAGAUACAAUAAAUAUGCCGCCUCUCAAAUGAAACAACGUAUUACAGCCGAAACAGAUGAUUCCAAACCGAGUAGAAAAGAUCUGGCACAUUUUCUCCUAAAUGCCAGGGAUCCCCAGACAGGAAAGGGGUUCACAACGGAGGAACUUUGUUCUGAGAGCUCUCUUCUCAUUGCUGCAGGUUCAGAUACUACCUCCAUUUCCAUAUCUGCCAUAAUGUUCCACCUCUCCCGCAACCCCGAAGCGCUCGACAAACUGACAUCCAUCAUUCGUUCCAAAUUCUCUUCCCUGGAUGAAAUUCAAGCAAAAACGCUCAACAACCUCCCUUAUCUCCGGGCAUGUCUCGACGAAAGUAUGCGACUCUCGCCCGUUGUCCCAUCUCACCUACCCCGCCAAGUUCUCCCGGGAGGCCUCAAAAUUGACAAACACAACUUCUCCGCCGGCACUAUCGUCAACACGCCUCCGUACACCAUAAACCAUAACGAAGAGUACUAUCCAGACCCCUUUUCCUAUCUACCGGAGCGUUGGAUCGUCGACCCGAACGUCGCGGAUGGUGAUAUUAGCUCCGAGAGUAAGGUCGCUAUCGCUCGAUCUGCCUUCACAACGUUCGGUCUCGGUCCACGAGGAUGCGCAGGGAAACGACUUGCGUAUCUCGAACUUAGCCAUGCCCUUGCGCGGUUGCUGUUUUCUUAUGAUCUACGCGUCUCACAGACGAGCGAAACUUUGGGUGCUAGUAACCCGGACCAUGAACAUGAAGGGAGACGGAGGCCUGAUGAGUAUCAGCUGGAGGACUAUUUCCUGGUGACGAGGUAUGGGCCUAUGUUGGAGUUUAGGGCUAGGCGUGAAUAG